GAGUUCCAGAGAUCGGAGACAAUCAGUCUAGCAAGGGCGGACCAACUAAUACAAGGGGAGAGCCGGCGAACUCCGUUGGUUGUAUUCUGGCAUAGAGAGGGCUGCGGAACAGUUGUUGGCCAACCUGUAGACGUCAUCGUCUCACAGCCUCGGGGACAGUAACAGCGGAAUAUAUACUUUGGAAGUUUUAACGGUGGAACUCACUUAACUCUUAUCACAAUGAAUAUGGCUUACUCACUCCCGCUUGUUGUGUUAUUGUGUGGCUACGUGUAUGCAGCGAAAUCCCGCUAUGAUGACUUUGAAUUUAACAACGCCUGGCCACUGACACGUCGAGGAGGUCGGCAGUGUUUUCAAGCUGGCCAGGAAUGUAUACAAUCGAGCCAAUGCUGUUACCCGGACGCCUGCGUAGUAGAAGAAUAUGGAAAAGCACCCUUCAAACGGGUAAAAGCGAUGGGAACGUGUAGAAAUCUAGAAACAGAAUUGGGAUUCAACUCUCUUUUGGCUCGGAAACCAUCGGGGUUACCAGCUGGUUCUCACUGUGACGAUAGCUCAGAGUGCGAUGACCUUUGCUGCAGGGUGAUCCACCACUUCAGAGGAACGCUCAAAGUGUGUGGAGAGAAAGACGGACCGUUUAUGUGCAUCAAAAAGUCUAAGGGUGCAAAUGACGUUUAUUACAAGAAAUGAAGAGUCCAAGGAUAUACGUCCAGUGCCAUUUCCAUUUGUUGGUAUUCUGUUUGCCCGAUGGACACUAACUGUAGUAGGUAUUAUCACGGCAAUGCAUUGUCUGCCACGGAUCCAUCAAACUACCAAUAUGGCGUGACCUGUGUAAGAAAAAUGCUAAGAGCGGACCUGCGAGUGUACAUUGGCUUUUUCCUCGGAUAGAUUUUACUUCUUUUUGAAAUACCUAUAAGCAUAUCAAUCACGUAUACUCAUUUUUAAUUUCUUGGUCGUUUUGGAUUUCUAUUGAUGUAUGUGCAAGAGCCGUGUAUGUGUUUGAUGACUACAAACUCUGUCCUCAACAUGUGAUUGCUUGUUUUAUGGUAGAUGUUUCUGAAGUAGUAUCUAAUGGCAAUAAUGAAAAAAACAUCAGUAGACAUAUUUACACUCUUUUAGCUGACUAACCACGUGUUGUUUUGUUUCUCGUCACCUUAUCACUCGGUAAGUCUGUUUGCAAUACAUUAUUCCUUCAUUCUGUAGCCUCCAUGAACUAUCUUUAGAUACAGAUAUCAGCAGUAUUGAUCCAUGUUUUGGACAAUCCUAUAAGAAAGAGAGCAGGCAACUGUCUCUAAAUGCAUAACCCGAUUUAUAUAUAUAUAUA
Liolophura sinensis is the source of this 1318-nucleotide messenger RNA. RefSeq lists its product as uncharacterized. The transcript is spliced from 4 exons. The record is from RefSeq and is a predicted model, not a curated record. Lineage: Eukaryota; Metazoa; Mollusca; Polyplacophora; Chitonida; Chitonidae. The coding region runs from base 220 to 684 and encodes 154 amino acids.